UCGGCUUGGUUGGCAAGAUCCAGAAGCGAAUGACAGGCCAGUCAGCUAUUGUUUCCGCUGGGUGGUUAAUCGAGAGCUUCGCUUGAACCACCUGACAAUGAAUUCCCAGAGCUUGCGUGGACGCGUCAACGCAGAAUGUACCCCUGUUCCUCCCUCCAACAAUUCCUCCCGCCUGUCAACCGAGAAGAUAUCGCCUGUGGUUGAGAACGAGGCUUCGCAAGUACCCAGUGACAGCUCCGUACCUAAGCCCAAACAUGAGGUCGAGUCUCAAACGUCCCACCCAGCCCAAACAGACUUGAUCGACCCAGCCGACCCCUAUUCACUUCGAGCCUUGAAGCAGGAUAGUCCUGCUGACAACAAACGCACCAGCCUGAUCAAGCAAAGACAGCAACGGAAAGUCAAGAAGUACUACAACCGACAAAACGCACUCAUCGAUGCCUACCUAUCCAGUGCUGAUGAAGAGGCCAAUGAGGUCCAGGACAUGCUCAAGAAUGGAGGCAAAGUCCGCUUUGCCGUCAACGCCAGCUUUGUGUGCAACUUCUGCCUGUUCGUCAUCCAGCUCUAUGCUGCUAUCUCGACAGGCUCAUUGUCGCUCUUCGCCACGGCUGCAGACGCAUUUAUGGAUCUUGUUGUUUCGAUCGUGAUGCUGAUUACCUCCCGCAUGGCCUCACGUCCCAGUAUCGCCAAAUAUCCCGUCGGACGCAAACGACUCGAGACCGUCGGGAUCAUUCUGUUCUGCGCUCUGAUGACCACUGUUGCCGUGCAGCUGAUCCUCGAGUCUGCACGAGGACUUGGUGACGGAGAGCCUGAUGACUCGAAAGCGUUGAAAAUCAUCCCCAUUAUCUUUGUUGGCGUGGCGAUCUUCUCCAAAGGCGCUCUCUUUGUCUACUGCUUCAUCCUCCGCCGGUACCCUGCAGCACGGAUCUUCAUGAUCGAUCACCGCAACGACAUCGCGGUCAAUCUCUUUGGCUUGAUCAUGUCUAUUGUCGGGACUCGAUUCACGCAAGUCUGGUUCCUCGAUCCCACGGGAGCAAUCUGCAUCGCCGUGCUGAUUCUCUACUCCUGGGCAUCCACGGCCUUCGAACACGUGUGGUACCUGGUCGGCAAAUCAGCACCACAGGACUUCCUGAACAAAGUUGUCUACGUGUCCAUUACACAUGACGAGAGAAUCAGCAAGAUCGACACGGUCAGGGCGUACCAUGCUGGUGACAAGUUUUACGUCGAAGUCGACAUCAUCAUGGACGAAGAACAGAGCCUCAAGGUCACGCAUGACGUGAGCCAGACCUUGCAGCGAAAGCUGGAAGGGUUGGCCGAUGUGGAGAGGGCAUUCGUGCAUGUUGACUACGAGGCGAUGCAUGAUGUGCAUGAAGAGCACAAGGCAUUAUACGAGAAAAGGCCUCCGAAGAAGCCAUUGGCUGAAAGAAUUCAGGGUCGACUGAGUGGCGUUGGAGUUGGCACGGACGGACCAUCAGCACCAAGCGAGGCCAAAAGAGGCAUUUUCGCAAAGAUAUUCAGGAGUUAGCAGAGCAUAGCUGUACAGAUGUAACAAUAUCACG
Molecule: messenger RNA, 1556 nt
Organism: Exophiala xenobiotica
Lineage: Eukaryota; Fungi; Ascomycota; Eurotiomycetes; Chaetothyriales; Herpotrichiellaceae
Exons: 2
Coding region: 98-1522 (474 amino acids)
Biological process (GO): monoatomic cation transport; transmembrane transport
Cellular component (GO): membrane
Molecular function (GO): monoatomic cation transmembrane transporter activity
Source: RefSeq, a predicted model, not a curated record